This is a messenger RNA of Sitodiplosis mosellana (orange wheat blossom midge), 2104 nucleotides long. RefSeq lists its product as uncharacterized. NCBI's taxonomy places the organism in Eukaryota, Metazoa, Arthropoda, Insecta, Diptera, Cecidomyiidae. The record is from RefSeq and is a predicted model, not a curated record. Gene Ontology annotation, biological process: mitochondrial DNA replication. The coding region runs from base 313 to 1650 and encodes 445 amino acids. Gene Ontology annotation, molecular function: single-stranded DNA exodeoxyribonuclease activity. The transcript has 2 exons. Gene Ontology annotation, cellular component: mitochondrion.
AAAAUGUUGACAGAUUCAAUCACAGGUUUCAUUUGUCAGUGGCGAGCACACAACAGAAAUUUGUGCAUCAAAAAUAUAUUUUUUUUUGUUAUGAAACAAAACAAACGGCGUAUUUUCGCUCAACAAGUUGUGAAAAUUUCACAAUAAAACCGAUUGAACGUCCGGUAAAUAGCAUUGAUAAACGGUGACAAAACAUCAAUGGGAAGCUACAAGUGGAUGCUUUAUUUUGGUGAAUAAUCAUCAACCUAACCUCUUCAGUUCAACAUUCAAAACAUUGUGUAUUUGGCCGUUAUUAACAAUUUCAUCAACAAAAUGUUGAAGUCAUGGCGAAAUUCGGCACCAAAAUCAAUGAUAUCUGUGAUUCAAUCGCAAUGCAGCUACUGUUCGAGUAAUGACGAUGAUGGUAAGCGUGAAACGCGUGAACGAAUGCUGCGUAUUCGUUAUGAGCAGAAGCAAUUGUUUGGCCGUGUGAUUCGGAACAGUGUUGAUUGUGCGAAUGUGUAUACGCCUGCGCCGCAUUCUAUUGAGAUUGAUCAAGUUAAAAUUCCCCGCAUCCAAAGUGAUAAUGAGUGCAACGUACCGGUAUCACCAUAUGAUCAGCCAAGCGAUGCGGCUCAAGUGCCUGACAUUCGAUUGGCAUCGCCGGAACAGGCGAGUGAAUUUCAUUGGCUGUCACAACGCGCACACAUCAAAAUAUUAAAAGGUAAUAAAGAUAGCAAAAAGAAUUCACCGUCAAAGAAAUCAGGAUCAGCUGCACCGGAGGAAGGUACAAAUUCGGAUCGUUCCGAUGCAUUAGAUGUAAACAAACCCGAAUCACAUACAACCAAAAUGAGUCCAGCCCGUGUCAUAAUAUCAGCAAAGAAUUUGCUGCAACAAUUUGUGUUGAAUCGACGCAAUGACACACCAGCUAUCCCAUUCGAUGAAGCCGGUUUAAAGUCAAUCGUAAGCUAUCCACUAAUUUGUGAGAAACGAUCGCCGACCCAAGUGCAUGAAUUACUUGCCGAUGUUUCAUUGCGAUUGCCAUCAAUAAGCAAAAUAUUGCAAGCAACUAUGCCCGUUUCGGCCCGAAUCGCAUUACAAAAAUGGAAACUAGGCAAAAUUGAAGAGCUCGGCAUCGAUGGUUUCAAGAAGUAUGAAAAAGAGACACUCGCUAGAGGAAAAAACUUUCAUUCGGCUAUAGAGAAUUUUCUUAGCCAAGGUGAAACACCGCCAGAUGACUCGCCCAUCAUUAAAUUGUGGCAGAGUAUUGACAGUAGUUUGAAUCAAAUUAAACCGAAAUCAGUACUUUUGGAACAGCCCAUCCUGCAUGCCGAUCUCAAAUACAAAGGAAUCAUCGAUAAUGUGUCGCUUGUUGAAAACGAAUUAUGUGCCUUUGAAUGGAAAACGUCUGAAAAAUCAAAACCGCGACUAGCCUCAACCUACGAUGCCCCAGUUCAACUGUGUGCAUAUUUGGGUGCACUAAACGCUGAUCCGCGAUAUGAUCUAAUGGUGAAGAAUGGAUGCGUUGUUGUGGCUUAUGUAAACGGUGAUAAAGCGAAUGUGUUCAAUAUGUCUGAAGCUGAUUUGCGAAAGUAUUGGCUAAUGUGGCUUCAGCGAUUGCAAGAGUAUUGGAUACGUGUUCGAGAUGGCACAUUACCUGAUCCCAUUUAGCAGUCAUACUUACAGUUUUGCUCUUCCAUGGGAAAAGUAUCUACGACUCAAUGGAUAUUUUCUUUUGUCAUUGAAAUAUCUCUGCCGGCGUCAAAAAUAACUCUUCAAAAAUUGAAGUCAUCAAGAAAAAAAACUGUCUUUCGAGCUCAAGCAAAAUGGGCAUUAUCCUCACCCGUUACUCUCAUCACUCAAGCCAAAUGUCCGAAUGCAUAAAUAUUGGGAUGAAUAAACCUGGAUGACAAAUUAUCUUGUUCACCACUGUAGUUAAGUCAUAUUAUUGUUAAAUUGUACUGGUAUCAAUUAUCAAAGAAGAAUGUCAUGGAAUCGAAGAAGGGUAGAAAACCCAUAGAAGAAAAAAACAAUUGUUGAAUAAUUCUACUACGCUUCAUCGCAUCAGAUUGAUCGAUGGAAAAGGGUCGCUGAAAAUGUAAUAAAAACCAAAUCACAAAUCGAA